This is a messenger RNA of Aspergillus chevalieri, 1803 nucleotides long. Its product is annotated as MFS transporter. NCBI's taxonomy places the organism in Eukaryota, Fungi, Ascomycota, Eurotiomycetes, Eurotiales, Aspergillaceae. The coding region runs from base 1 to 1803 and encodes 600 amino acids. Gene Ontology annotation, molecular function: transmembrane transporter activity. The transcript has 2 exons. The record is from RefSeq and is a predicted model, not a curated record. Gene Ontology annotation, cellular component: membrane. Gene Ontology annotation, biological process: transmembrane transport.
AUGGCCCACAUUUGUAGGCCUUUACAGUUUCCCCCUCACAUUCUUGGGCUAUAUAAGGACUGCAGUGUCUGGCGGAAAGUAUUCACGAUCAGAUUCCAGCUUGAUAACAUAGCAGUCAAAAUGGAGAAGAUCGUUGAGAACCCUGAUAAAUUUGAGGUUGUCGAGAGACCGAGUCAGGCUCUCUAUAAACAGCCAACGAAGACAGUCGCCGACAUAGAAGGAUAUCAGCUUCACAAAUUAAACCAGAAGGCGAACCGGAGUCAGAACCAAGACCACAAGGGAGAGCCCCUCGAAACCAAUGCUCAGACGAUGUCGCGCGGCUUGCCUCCUCCGCCAUCUCCCCCAAGACAAUCGCAAGGUGUUCCCCCAGAACUGCGCAGUCUCACGGCAGAAGUGAUCCUCAUUCUCGUGUGCUCUGCUGGCCUCAUAUUCUUCUCAUUGCUCCUGGGUGGCGUGACGGUCCCGCAGGGACAACUCAAAGAAGCACUAGGGAUUAGCAACAGCGAGAUACCAUGGCUAGUUGGCGCUUUUAAUGUAGCCAAUGGACUUUCCGUUAUCGUCUCGGGGUCGUUGAUGGAUCUUACUCCUCCCAAGAGUCUCAUGGUGGGUGCCUUUGCAUGGCUGACGAUCUGGAAUGUCAUUGGGGUCUUUUCGAUCCGGCCAAAGACAAUGGUUCUGUUUUUCAUCGUGCGUGCCAUGCAGGGUCUUGCCGUUGGUGUUUUGGUUUCUGGGUCGAUGAGUAUCCUUGGAAGGGUGUAUAAGCCUGGGCUGCGCAAGAAUCGUGUGUUUUCUGCCAUGGCAGCCACGGCACCUUUGGGUUUUUGGUUGGGGGCUAUCCAGGGUGGUGCUCUGCAGGCACACCUGAAGUGGAUUUUCGCUUCGAAUGCCAUGUUAUCUGCACUUUGUUGUGUGGCUGCGGUCUUCACUAUCCCUCCAUUGCGGCCCGUGGCGGAUAUGGUAGGGGAAGAGGCCCCGACAAUCUGGCAGUUUGACCUGUUGGGCGCAGUGGUUGCGAUUCCAGGAUGUAUCUGUCUUCUCUUUGGUCUCACCCAGGGAUCAGUCACGAAAUGGUCCCCGUACACAUAUGCCCUGGUGAUCGUGGGCAUUUGCCUUCUAGUCCUAUUUUUCUUCGUUAUUGAGCGCCGCGCUACUCGUCCGCUUAUCCCUCACUGUCUAUGGCGCAUUCGAGGGUUCACACCACUCAUGCUGGCGUAUUUCCUUGGUUUUGGCUCCUAUGUCGGUGCAUGGCAGUUCUACGCUGUGCAGUUCUGGCUGCACAUCCAACGCACCACACCGCUCAUCACAGCCCUCUAUCUACUCCCCAAUGCCAUCAUGGGUGUCCUCGCCACUUGGGUGGUAAGCAAGACGCUGCACCGCAUCCCCGGGCACUAUAUCUACGCAGCGUCCAUGCUAGCCUUUGCCCUCGGCCCGAUAUUCUUUCUCCCGCAGAAGUCAGAGACGACGUACUGGGCGCUGUCAUUCCCGGGUGUACUAUUGGUGACUUUCGGCCCGGAUUCUGCAUUUGCAGCUGCAUCGAUCUUCAUCACUAGUAAUGUGCUGCGGUCAUAUCAGGGUAGCGCGGGUAGCUUGCUAGUUACAGUCCAGAACCUGUCGUCUGCUAUCAUGACCAGUGUGGCGGAUGCGGUGGGGACGAGUGUUAAUAUGGAGACGUCUGGGGAGAUUGGGCUCAAGGGGCUGCGUGCUAUUUGGUGGUUUGGUCUUGCGGCGGAGAUUGUGGGUGGGUUGAUUACUAUUGCGUUUGUGAGGAUUCCAAGAGAGGAGGAGAAGGAGCAUGUUACCUAG